AGUCGCGGACACUUCCGCCUGGGCGCCGCCGGGGCAGGGGAAUUCUGGGAGGUGUAUUUCCAGCGUUGCGCUUCCUCCCUGGGCGCCCAGGUGACCGUCUGCGCUCCCUGCUCUGCGACACUCCCAGGCACAGUUCUACCUGCCAGGACUCUCCAUAUCUCAGCCAGGACCUACAUUUGCAGAAGUAAGAAGACAAGAAUGACCACACUUAAGGAGGAAGUGACGUUCCAGGACGUGGCUGUGGUCUUCACGGAGGAGGAGCUGGGGCUGCUGGAUCCGUCCCAGAGGAAGCUGUACCGAGACGUGAUGCUGGAGAACUUCCGGAACCUGGUCUCAGUGGGAGGCAAGAUUCAAUAUGAGAUGGAGACUCUUACAGAACUAGAACCACAUGAAGAACUUUCCUGUUGGCAAAUAUGGCACCAAAUUGCAAGUGACCUAAUCAGGAGCCAAGACUCCAUGAUCAAGAGUUCUCAGUUCCCUAAACACGAUGAUUCAAUCAGCCAGGUUGGGGCAGGACUAUCUAUAACUCACACAGGCCAGAAACCGUACUGGGGAAAUGAAUCUAACAGAUUCUUUUAUGAUAUCUUCAACUUUGAUCUUCAUCAACAGAUACACUCAGGAGAGAAGUCUCAUACAUGUGGUGAGUGUGGAAAAAGCUUCUUCUUUAGCUCAGGGCUCCGUAUUCAUCAGAGAGUUCACUUGGGAGAGAAAUGCUAUAAGUGUGAUAAGUGUGGUAAGGAAUUCAGUCAGAGCUCACGUCUGCAAACCCAUCAGCGAGUCCACACGGUAGACAAACCAUUUAAAUGUGAGCAGUGUGGGAAAGGAUUCAGUCGUAGGGCAACCCUUAGUGACCAUUGCAAAUUACACUCAGGAGAGAAACCUUAUAAGUGUGAGGAAUGUGGGAGGACCUUCCUUCGUGCUUACCAUCUUUACAACCAUCAGAGGGUCCACACGGGGGAGAAACCGUUCAAAUGCGAUAUAUGUGGGAAGAAAUUCCGUCGUAGGUCAGCACUUAAUAGUCACUGUGUGAUCCACACGGGAGAGAAACCGUACAAAUGUGAAGAGUGCGGGAAGUGCUUCAGUUGGUGCUCACAUCUUUACAUCCAUAAGAGCAUCCACACGGGACAGAAAUCAUACAAAUGUGACAAGUGUGGAAAGAGCUUCUACUCUAAGACAGAACUCUAUCGGCAUCAGAGGUUUCACACGGAAGAGAAACCCUAUAACUGUGCGGAGUGUGGGAAGAGCUACAGGUGGGCCUCCCUUCUUCUGGCCCAUCAGCAAGUCCACAGCGGGGAAAAGCCGUUCACGUGUGAGGAGUGUGGGAAGAGCUUUGGUCGGAAAGCCUACCUACAAGCUCACCUAAAAGUCCACACAAGAGAAAAGCCAUUUAAAUGUGAGGAGUGUGGGAAGGGCUACAAGACCAGCUUGGAUCUGGAAGUGCAUCGGAGCAUCCACACAGGAGAGAAGCCAUACACAUGCUGGGUGUGCGGCAAGCACUUAAGUAGGGCCUCACACCUUAAGCUUCAUCAGAGAGUCCACACUGGAGAGAAGCCGUACAAAUGUGAUGCGUGUGGUAAACUUUUCACUCAGUUUUCACAUCUACAGUCUCAUCAGAAAGUUCACACAAAGGAGAAGCCUUACAAGUGUGAGGUAUGCGGUAAGCGCUUCAAGUCAAGGUCAUACUUUAGACUUCAUUGCAGAAGCCAUGUCCGUGAUAAAUUGCAUCCAUUCUCAGAGGAAGGAAAACCUUUGUUUCAUUAAAGUGAAUGUCUCAGCCAUGGUGCAACAUAUCCCAGUGAUUCUGAGACUACACAAGUGUUGCGGUGAGGGCAUGAGGGCAGGGAGCGUGUUAACAUUGAUUAGCACUUCGUAUAUGUAUUCAGUACUCGUUUGUGAAAUCAGUCAAAGGAAGAAAAUAUAUAUAAUAUUUUUAAAUUGUAUCUGGAAGAGGAAACCUGCAAAAAAUAAUUCAGGGAAACAAACAUGAGUUGAAAUACAGAAGUGCACUGGCUCCUGCACGCCGCAGCGUUAUUUUGGUAGUAUCCUGGCAGUUGGCUCCUGGCCUACCCUCUGGCUCUGUUCUGAGGUUGGGUUCUUAUUAUUUGGGUUUCUGCCUGGUGUUCCGUUAGUAUAUAUAAUAUAAAUUCAUCUUUUGGUUUUUCUCACAGUGCAAACAGUUUUAACUUUGCAAUAACUGGCUACUGCACAUAUCACAAUUGACAUUUUCAACAGUGUUAAGGCAAGAGUUCAAAGUAACCCAUUAAAAGGGUCAGAUUUAGCCCUGACUGGUUUGGCUCAGGGGAUAGAGCGUCAGCCUGCGGACUGGUUGGGGCUAUGCCAAAUUUGAAAGACAUUUAGUUUCUCAACUUCCUAUAUUCUUCCCUUAUCCCCAUGAAAGAAAUACCAGAAAAACUUGUUGGGAUUUGGUAAUUUCAUCAAAUGUAUUCAUUACUGGCACUGGAAUGCCAUUUACAUGCUUUUCUGUUUUGGUAAACACACAUCUUUGGAAAACAGAUAUAACAAUGUGUAAUUUAGAAGUCAUAGUUUAAGAAUUUAAGAUCAUGAGAUUCAAAUAAUUUUUUAAUACCACAUCAGUAAUGCCACACAAUUUUUAGAAUGGAAUUAAGUGUUCAUCAGUAGAAAUUUGUUUAAGUUAUAUAUUUCCAAAAUAACUUGGAGUCGUUAAAGUGAUGACAAGGACAUGUAAUAACAGAAAAAGAACAUACUAUGGGCUUUGUGAACUCAGACUGUGGCCUUCAUAAUAGAAUUAAGUUCAUAAAUCUGUGUAUGUGUGUAUAAAAAUAAAAUGUGGGAGUGAUACUGGUA
This is a messenger RNA of Myotis myotis, 2826 nucleotides long. Its product is annotated as zinc finger protein 234-like. Gene Ontology annotation, biological process: negative regulation of transcription by RNA polymerase II. Bases 199 to 1761 code for a protein of 520 amino acids. NCBI's taxonomy places the organism in Eukaryota, Metazoa, Chordata, Mammalia, Chiroptera, Vespertilionidae. The record is from RefSeq and is a predicted model, not a curated record. Gene Ontology annotation, molecular function: DNA-binding transcription repressor activity, RNA polymerase II-specific. The transcript is spliced from 4 exons.